CUUCUGAAGACUCAUGUUGGGUGAGGAAGAAGCCUGGAAGCCGGGGAGGAGGAAAGAAAAGGAGUCAGGAAUGGCUCUUACUCAGGGACGGUUGACAUUCAGGGAUGUGGCCAUAGAAUUCUCUCUGGAGGAGUGGAAAUGCUUGGACCCUGCUCGGAGGGCUUUAUACAGGGACGUGAUGUUGGAGAACUACAGGAACCUGGUCUCCCUGGGAAUUUCUCAUUUUGACCUGAGUAUUAUCUCCACGUUGGAGCAAGGGGAAGAGCCCUGGACUGUGGAGAGCCAAGUGCAAAUAGCAAGAAAAUCCAAUGGAUGGAAAUGGAACAAAGGUGUGAUCACAGAUCUCUCUCCUGCAUUUGUAAUAAAAACUAUACCACCAAAAGGGAAAACGAGUGCAGGAGAAGCAUUCCAAACAGUGAUAUUGGAAAGACCUGAAAGCCAUGACAUUGAAGACUUUUCCUUUAGAGAAGUCCAGAAAAAUAUACAUGAUUUUGAGUAUCAAUGGGGAGAUGAUGAAGGAAGUUACAAAGCAGUGCUUCUGACCCAGAAAGAAAAUCUCACUGGUAGAAGAGAUCGACAUGGUAGAAGGGCUGUAGGAAACAAGCUUAUUAAAAAUCAGUGUGGAGUAAUCUUUAAGUCACACGUGCUUCAUCUGCAACUAUUUCAAAGUAAAAGAAAAGUUGACGAAUGUAAUCAAGUCAAGUCUAUCAACCGUGGUUCUUCAGUUUCACCACUUCCAGAAAUUCCUUCUAGUGUCAAAACCCACGUUUCUAAAAAAGAUGAGAAUGAUUUCAUCUUUUCUUUAUCACUCACACAAGGACUAAAAGUAAACAAUAGUGGAAAACCUUACAAAUGUACUGAAUGUGGCAAGGUGUUCACUGAAAAUUUACAUCUUGAAUGUCAUCAGAGAAUUCAUACUGGAGAGAAGCCUUACAAAUGUAAUGAGUGUGGUAAAGCCUUUAGUGUUUAUUCAAAUCUAACUACCCAUCAAGUAAUCCAUACUGAAGAAAAACCUUAUAAAUGUUGCAAAUGUUGUAAGGUCUUCAGGCAAAAUGGCUCCCUUGCAAGCCAUCGAAGGAGUCAUACUAGAGAGAAACCUUACCAGUGUAAUGAGUGUGGCAAAGCCUUUAGUGUACUUUCAAGACUAACUAUCCAUCAGGCAAUCCAUACUGGAGAGAAACCUCACAAAUGUAAUGAGUGUGGCCAGGUCUUCACUAAAACUUCACACGUUGCACGUCACAGGAGAAGGCAUACUGGAGAAAAACCUUACAAAUGUAAUGAGUGUGGCAAGGCCUUCACUCAAAAUUCAAACCUUAUAUGUCACAGGAGAGUUCGUACUGGAGAAAAACCUUACAAAUGUAAUCAGUGUGGCAAGGCCUUCGCUCGGAAUUCACACCUUGUUAGUCAUCAAAGUAUUCACAGUAGAGAGAAACCUUACGAGUGUUAUGAGUGUGGCAAAGCCUUUAGUCUUCAUUCAAUCCUAACUACCCACAAGAUAAUCCAUACUGGAGAGGAACCUCACAAAUGUAAUGAGUGUGGCAAGGUCUUCACUCGAAAUGCAAACCUUGCUCGUCACAGGAGAAGUCAUACUGGAGAAAAACCUUACAAAUGUAAUGAGUGUGGCAAGGCCUUCGCUCGAAAUGCAAACCUUGUAUAUCACAGGAGAGUUCAUACUGGAGAAAAACCUUACAAAUGUAAUGAAUGUGGCAAGGCCUUCGCUCGGAAUUCACACCUUGUUAGGCAUCAAAGUAUUCACAGUAGAGAGAAACCUUACGAGUGUUAUGAGUGUGGCAAAGCCUUUAGUCUUCGUUCAAUCCUAACUACCCAUCAGAAAAUCCAUGCUGGAGAACAACCUUACAAAUGCAAUGAGUGUGGCAAGGUCUUCACUCGAAAUGCAAACCUUGCACUUCACAGGAGAAGUCAUACUGGAGAAAAACCUUACAAAUGUAGUGAGUGUGGCAAGGCCUUCACUCAAACGUCAAACCUUAUAUGUCACAGGAGAGUUCAUACUGGAGAAAAACCUUACAAGUGUAAUCAGUGUGGAAAGGCCUUCGCUCGGAAUUCACACCUCGUUAGUCAUCAAAGUAUUCACAGUACAGAGAAACCUUACAAGUGUUAUGAAUGUGGCAAAGCCUUUAGUCUUCGUUCAGUCCUAACUACCCAUCAGAAAAUCCAUACUGGAGAACAACCUUACAAAUGUAAUGAGUGUGGCAAGGUUUUCACGAAACAUUCAAAGCUUGCAUGUCACAGGAGAAGGCAUACUGGAGAGAAACCUUAUAAAUGUUAUGAAUGUGGGAAGAUCUUCAGGUAUGAUAGCUCCCUUGCAUACCAUCGAAGAAUUCAUACUGGGGAGAAACCUUUCAGAAGUAAUGACUGUGGCAAGCUCUUCAGUGCACGAUCAAAGCUUGCAAGGCAUCACAGAAUUCAUACUUGA
Propithecus coquereli (Coquerel's sifaka) is the source of this 2434-nucleotide messenger RNA. Its product is annotated as zinc finger protein 665-like. Bases 14 to 2434 code for a protein of 806 amino acids. Gene Ontology annotation, molecular function: DNA-binding transcription repressor activity, RNA polymerase II-specific. The record is from RefSeq and is a predicted model, not a curated record. The transcript is spliced from 5 exons. Gene Ontology annotation, biological process: negative regulation of transcription by RNA polymerase II. Lineage: Eukaryota; Metazoa; Chordata; Mammalia; Primates; Indriidae.